GUUGUUGCUGGUGGCAGUGUGCCGGGUUGUUUUUGCUCGAAGACCAAGUUUGUGUCUGUUGUUAUCAUAUUAGCAGUAGUAGUUUUAUUUGAGGAUGGCUGAUGUUCUGGACAUAGAUAACGCUGAAGAAUUUGAAGUUGAUGACGAAGGCGAUCAGGGAAUAGCACGUCUUAAGGAGAAGGCAAAGAAGAGAAAGGGUCGUGGGUUUGGUAGUGAUAAUUCUGCAAGAGAGGAUAUUAAAGAAUAUGAAAGUAUGGAUGCAGAUGGAGACGAAGAGCCUGGUCCGCAGAGAUCUGUGGAAGGCUGGAUUUUGUUUGUGACAUCAGUUCAUGAAGAAGCUCAAGAAGAUGAUGUACAUGAUAAAUUUUCUGAAUUUGGAGAAAUAAAGAACAUUCACUUGAACCUUGACAGGCGUACAGGAUACCUGAAGGGCUAUGCAUUAGUGGAAUAUGAAACUUUCAAGGAAGCACAAGCAGCAAGAGAAUCUCUUAAUGGCACUGAGUUUCUUGGACAACAGAUAGGUGUAGACUGGUGUUUUGUUAAAGGGCCAAAGCGCACGAGGAGAAGCCGCAGGAGGAGAUAAACAUGUUUUUCACUAUAUUUACAGACUUCCAUUGUGUUUCUUUUCAUUAUUCAUUGUUCAUUGGUUUUUUAUCUCAGUUUUAUGUACGAUAGAGGUUCAUAUGAAAGCUCUUGUAAGUUAUUACAUUGAAGGACUAUGAAAUAUUUAGAGAAAAUAAAUAUAGUUUUCCAUUAA
Schistocerca nitens (vagrant locust) is the source of this 757-nucleotide messenger RNA. RefSeq names its product RNA-binding protein 8A (gene tsu). Gene Ontology annotation, biological process: RNA splicing. The transcript has 5 exons. Gene Ontology annotation, molecular function: mRNA binding. Bases 95 to 583 code for a protein of 162 amino acids. NCBI's taxonomy places the organism in Eukaryota, Metazoa, Arthropoda, Insecta, Orthoptera, Acrididae. Gene Ontology annotation, cellular component: exon-exon junction complex; nucleus; cytoplasm. The record is from RefSeq and is a predicted model, not a curated record.